This is a messenger RNA of Osmerus eperlanus (European smelt), 6182 nucleotides long. Its product is annotated as diacylglycerol kinase zeta-like. Gene Ontology annotation, molecular function: ATP-dependent diacylglycerol kinase activity; protein binding. Gene Ontology annotation, biological process: diacylglycerol metabolic process; intracellular signal transduction; lipid phosphorylation. The record is from RefSeq and is a predicted model, not a curated record. NCBI's taxonomy places the organism in Eukaryota, Metazoa, Chordata, Actinopteri, Osmeriformes, Osmeridae. Gene Ontology annotation, cellular component: nucleus.
CUCACUCUCUCUUUUCUCCCUUUAGUUUUCUCUCCCUCCGUCCUGUCGCUGGCUCAGUCACUCAUGGACUAACGUUACGGGCAGGCUAGCGGGCUGACAGAGGAGAGCAGAGGGGACACUGGAUGGAUGGAUAGUUCUCUCACUCACUCAGCCUCAGCUCAGUGACGGGGCACAGGGGGCUCCGGCGGGCCCCUCCUCCCUCCACACAGCCCUCCUGGGCAUCAUGGACACAUUUUUUCGCCGCCAUUUUCGACUGAAAGGGGCAGAGCGAUGCCAGCACCACCGGGCGGGAGUGACAGUGCCCAGCAGCAAGGCUCGUCGGCGCUCCAGCGUCGGCCUGCCCUCUUCUGGCCUCGUGGAGAGACGCAGGUCCAGUGUGGGACUCGCACCAAAUGCUCUGCCCCAGAGAAGGACCUCCAAUGUGGGCCUACCGCCCUCCAGCCUUGCCCAGAGGAGGAGGUCCAGUGUGGGCCUGCCGUCCACCGGUCAUGCCCAGCGCCGCAGGUCCAGCGCCGGCCCCGCCUCCUCAGCCCAGGCCUGUCGGCGGAGGCCCAGUGUGAGGAUGCAGGACAGCGGGGGGGAGGGUGUCCAGGGAGAGGGGUUUUUGCUGAAGACCAGGCACCAGGCUCGCCGGCGCUCCAGCACCACCAUUUCCUGUGUCCACCCCCGCUUCUCUGUGCGGAGACGGCGGGCCGCAAGGCAGAGGACCAUCGACCCCCACCUGCUAGGCCCUUCCAUGCUGCUGGCCAGCCUGGUGCAGAUGAGCCCCGAGGGGGAGUCGGGGGAGGAAGGGGCGGAGACCUCCUACUCUUCCUGCUCCUCUGAGUCUGAGGAGGACAGCGUUUGCGGCGGUGGGGGCGUGGCUAUGGCCAGGGAGGCCGGCGGUUGUAGUGAGAAGAAAGAGCCUGAGGGCCAGGGAUCUCUGUGGUUGGAGUGGGAGGAGCCUAGUGGCCUGGCAGAUGUUCACAUGUCGAGCAUCCAGCCCCGCCCCCUGAUCCGUGCCCCGCGCUGCCUGCGACGUAACUCCUCCCACCUGCUGCCGGCGGAGGCCGUGUAUCGGAGCCGUGCGGCGUGCGGUGUGUAUGGGCGCUACCGCAGAGCCAGCCAGGUGUACAGGCUCUCCCCCGGCCCCAAGACCAGCCCCUGGUCCAGCCCUGGCCUUCAGGGCAGGAGACGGCCCUCCCUGACCUCCCCUUCCCUGUCCUCCCCCAACCUGUACCACUGCCCCCCCUGCGGGAGGGAGGCGGGACGCCGGGACUCCCUGCUGCAGGGAAUCUACUAUGACCCCAGGCUAGACACCUGGACCACCUUCAUCUCGAAGGCCAUCGCCAAGUCUGGGCUGCAGCACCUGUCAGCCACGCCCAGCGCCUCCACGCUGGCCCGGCUUGACCCCGACCGGGAGAUCAGCAGCUGUGUGGACUGGACCGAAAGUGCCGUGUAUGGGGAGCACAUCUGGUUUGAAACCAGCGGCUCUGGAGACUUCUGCUACGUAGGAGAACAGCACUGCGUUGCCAAAACACUGCAAAAGUCUGUCGCAAGGAAGAAAUGUGUGGCCUGUAAGAUAGUGGUGCACACCCUCUGUAUCCAGCAGCUGGAGAAGAUCAACUUCAGGUGCAAGCCCUCCUUUCGGGAGUCAGGCUCCAGGAACCUGAGGGAGCCCAGCAUCGUGCGGCACCACUGGGUCCACCGGCGGCGUCAGGACGGCAAGUGUCGUCAGUGUGGCAAGGGCUUCCAGCAGAAGUUUGCCUUUCACAGUAAAGAGAUUGUGGCCAUCAGCUGUUCCUGGUGCAAACAGGCAUAUCACAACAAGGUGUCAUGCUUCAUGCUGCAACAGAUUGAGGAGGCAUGUUCUCUGGGCGCCCAUGCUGCCGUCAUAGUCCCGCCCACCUGGAUCAUCCACGUUCGCAGGCCACAGACAUCCCUGAAGUCCAGUAAAAAGAAAAAACGAACGUCGUUCAAGCGCAAGUCUAGCAAGAAGGGUGCAGAGGAGGCUAGAUGGAAGCCAUUCAUUGUCAGGCCCAUUCCCUCCCAGCUCAUGAAGCCUCUGCUGGUGUUUGUCAACCCCAAGAGUGGAGGGAAUCAGGGUGCUAAGAUUAUCCAGUCCUUCAUGUGGUACUUGAAUCCUCGUCAGGUGUUUGAUCUCAGCCAGGGCGGACCUAAGGAUGGGUUAGAGCUGUACCGCAAGGUCCACAACCUGAGGAUCCUGGCGUGUGGAGGAGAUGGCACAGUGGGCUGGAUCCUGUCUACUCUGGACCAGCUGCAGCUGAACCCCCAGCCUGCUGUAGCAGUGCUGCCUCUGGGCACUGGGAAUGACCUGGCCCGGACCCUCAACUGGGGAGGGGGCUACACAGACGAGCCUGUGUCGAAGAUCUUGUCCCACGUGGAGGACGGGAACAUGGUGCAGCUGGACCGCUGGAACCUGCAGGUCCAGCCCAACCUGGAGGCUGCUGCUGAGGAGAGGGAUGAGCAGCAGGCAGACAAGCUUCCUCUGGACGUCUUCAACAACUACUUCAGUCUAGGCUUCGAUGCCCACGUCACCCUAGAGUUCCAUGAGUCCAGAGAGGCCAACCCUGAGAAGUUCAAUAGUCGAUUUCGAAACAAGAUGUUCUAUGCUGGAACCGCCUUUUCAGACUUCCUCAUGGGAAGCUCCAAAGACCUAGCCAAACACAUCAAGGUGGUGUGUGAUGGUACAGACCUCACAUCCAAGGUCCAGGAGUUAAAGCUGCAGUGUCUGGUUUUCCUCAACAUCCCCAGGUACUGUGCAGGCACCAUGCCCUGGGGAAACCCCAGUGAUCACCACGACUUUGAACCCCAGCGUCACGAUGACGGCUGCAUCGAGGUCAUCGGAUUCACCAUGACCUCUCUGGCGACCCUCCAGGUCGGGGGUCAUGGGGAGAGGUUGAACCAGUGCCGGGAGGUGACCCUGACCACCUACAAGCCCAUUCCCAUGCAGGUGGACGGGGAGCCCUGUAAGCUGGCGCCCUCCGUCAUCCACAUCAACCUGAGGAACCAGGCCAACAUGCUGCAGAAGAGCAAGAGGAGGACCUCCAUCCCCCUGCUCAACGACCAGCAGCCAAUCCCUGAGAGGUUGAGGAUCCGUGUGAACAGGAUCAGCAUGCACAACUAUGAAGCUCUGAACUACGACAAGGAGAAGCUCCGACAAGCCUCCAUCCCUCUGGGUCUGAUCGUGGUUCCUGGAGACAGUGACCUGGAGACCUGCCGUGCCCACAUCGAGAGACUGCAGGAGGAGGAAGAUGGAGCCAAGCCCAAGACUCUCUCCUCUCAGAAGCUCUCGCCCAAGUGGUGUUUCCUGGACUCCACCACUGCAGACCGCUUCUACAGGAUAGACCGGGCUCAGGAGCACCUCAACUACGUGACAGAGAUCUCCCAGGACGAGCUGUUUAUCCUGGACCCUGAGCUGGUUGUCACGGAGACAGUGAGCACGUCGCCAGGGAUGCCGGACCUGGUGGACUCCUCUUCCUCUGCUGCCGACGCCAGCACCAUGCGCAAGUUUGCCUUCCCAUCAUCCUCUUCUCCUCCCCCGGGUGAGAUGGUGUUAGAAUGUGUGAAGAAAAAGGACCAUCAAAAGCUGCGAGAGUUGCACCAGCGGGGGGGCGACCUCUCUGUCCAGGACCAAUCAGGUUGCACCCUACUGCAUCACGCCGUCUCCACAGGCAGCAAGGACACCGUCAGAUAUCUGUUAGACCACGUCCCUUCAGAUAUCCUGGACAUGGCAGAGAAAGAACACGGGGAGACUGUGCUCCACCGGGCUGCCUCUCUGGGUCAGAGGACCAUCUGUCACUUCCUGGUGGAGGCUGGAGCUUCUCUCAUGAAGACAGACCUGCAGGGUGAUACUCCUAAACACCGAGCAGAGAAGGCCCAGGACUCUGAGCUGGCAGCCUACCUGGAGAACAGGCAGCACUACCAGAUGAUCCAGAGAGAGGAUCAGGAGACAGCGGUCUGACCCGGUGACCCCUGGCCCGGUGACCCCUGGAGCUGUUAGCCUACCUGUGGCUGCAUCAGCCCCCCUUCCCCCCAACCUGUCACCCCUGACCCCAACACCAUGCCCCCUGUGCCAUACCGACAGCAGCCAAUCAACCAGGAGGUUCUGAGGGAACAGAGGCCUCCCCUAUGGGAGAAAGACCCCCUGUGGUGGCAGACUGAUAAAGCUCCACUCUCUGUGACACUCGGACAGCUGACCUGGUCUACGCACUGCCAAGCCUGUCUGUCUGCCUGUGUACCUGUCUGUCUCUCUGUCUGUGUACCUGCCUGUUCCUGUCUGCCUGUCUGUCUGCCUGUCUGUCUGUCUGUCUGCCUGUGUGCCUGCCUGUCUGUCUGGAUCACUGGAUCUCUGUCUCAGAUGACAAGUCCUGCAUCUGUCGUCUAUUUGGUCGUCUAAGCAACCAACCAACAAAUCACCUUGGUGUUCUGAGGUUCACUUCAGUAAUGUGACUGCUUGCUGAUCAACCUGGUUUUCUGACCCCUUGGUGACCUAUGACCCAUAGGGUUCCCUUUGACCCCUGGAGAGUCACUGCCAAGAUGUCUUCUACUGCUACUUGUCUUGUUAUGAAAAUAUGCAGAAAUGUACUGUACUUUGGGAUAGGAGGUGUGUGUGUGUGUGUGUGCGUGUGCGUGCGUUUGUAUGUGUGUGUUCACAAUGCAGUUCCAAUUGCCUUGAUUUUUUUCUCUUAUUGGCUGUUUAAUUUUUGUCGUAGAGUGUAUUUUAGACAUUAUACUAAUUACGUAACUUUUUAAAACUGAUUGAUGUUUAUAAUUUAUAUAUAAUAAUUAUUCUUAACAUGUUUGUGUUUGCUAAUAAUUUCCCAGAGAUGUUUCAUACUUAAUUUGUGUUUGAUUUUUCUCUAUUGCACAUUCAUUCACCGCACACACACACACACGAACACACACAGUUUUGUUCAGCUGACUGUCUAAAGGCACAGCUAAACAACAAAGGAUUUUUUUUCUUUUUUUUUGUGAAAUUGUGGAUUCUAUUUAUUUUUAAUAGUUGUAAUCUUUGUUAAAUAACUAUGACUGUCCAUUUCACACAGAACAUUGAAUUAAACUGUUAUAAAGAAUAAAUGUAAAUGUUAUAAUUUUUGGGUAUAGAAUACAUCUACUCUAAUUGAAGUGGUAUAACUAGUUAGCUAGACAUGCUUAAAAUUAACCAUAGUCAAAAGGGCAACUAUGGUUGGACAAGUCAAAUUGUAUAGACUUUCCUAGUCAGUAAAAUGCCUGUUUCAUGUUAAUGUUGUCACUGUCACCAUGGAGACUUUGGAAACUUCUGACCCCAGUGUGUGUCAGAGCCUUGACGAUCAACUAAAACAUCUCCACCAUCUCACGAAGUCUGCUUAGCUCAGUGCCUUCAACCAGAGCUAACAUUCUACAAUGUACUGGAAUUCUAGAAUAUACUUGCAGUACAGAAUGCACUGCACUGGCACUCUAGAAUAUGAAGGCAUUCUAGAAUGUACUGUCUACAGCCUACAGACACACCUGACUAUAUGAUAGUUUUGAUAUAUUGUCUACCACUACUGUACUGCUACUACUGUUUUCUCUGGUGCCAUAACGUGUGUUAGAUAGGAAACAUAGAGGGAUAAAAUAAGAGAGAAGGAGGAGCAGGGAAGAGGGGGAGUGAUGAAUGGAGGAGUGGAGGGAGGAGUAGUGUACAGAGAGAUUGUGGGUCUGCUGUAACAGAUGUAACCCUGACAUAGAGCCUUCCAGUGUCUCCACCUCCAGAUGAACUAUGACUCCUCAUUGUGGUCCAUCCUCCAGGUUCUCUACAUACAGAGCAUUCUACAUCCAGUUAUUUUCGCAAAUAAUUAUUUCCUUAUGAUUUUCAUCUGACUAUGAAAUAGAAAGUGCUCUAUUGACAGACAGACAGGACCAGUGUGUGUUACUAUAAUUGCAGGAUAUGUGCUUUAUUUUGAGUUGCUGUGCAAUUCAGGGUAGGUUAAUCUAUACAUCCCCUUUUUGAGUAUUACCAUGAUUGUGCAAUAUGCAUUUUUGAUUUUUGAGAAAUAUGUAAUAUUGAUAUUUCUUCUUGUUUUCUAAAACUAUAAAAAAAAUAUAUGGUCCGUACGUGCUGUACUGCUGUGCAAUGUUGGCGAUAUCAACCUGUGUAUUUGCUACUCUGCUGACGUUAUUGUCUGCUUGGACUGAAUAAUAAAUAAUGGUACUUAAACAGA